Messenger RNA from Clonostachys rhizophaga, 2334 nucleotides. The record is from the annotation of a GenBank genome assembly. Lineage: Eukaryota; Fungi; Ascomycota; Sordariomycetes; Hypocreales; Bionectriaceae.
AUGGAGGAGCUCCGCCGCACAUUUUUUACAUGGGAGCGAGAGCCCUAUCCAACUGAUUUGUUGGCCAACGAGACUCGUUUGGUGGCCUUGCUACCGGGCAAAUGGAACGACGACAUUCGAUGCGAGCUCUUCCGCGUUUCUGGUGAAAGCGCGAUUGAACGACCUCCUUACCAGGCCUUGUCAUAUGCAUGGGGCGCACCGGGCCAGCAGGCGUCCCAUAUUCAAGUGAACGGUUGUGAGUUCUCCGUGACCGUGAACCUCAGUACGGCUCUGAGAUUUCUUCGGGAGAACGACGAGCCUAUAGUUCUCUGGAUAGACGCCCUGUGUAUCAACCAGCAAAAUGAUACAGAGCGCUCUUCACAGGUCGCUAAGAUGCGCGACAUAUACAGCGCAGCGGACCAAGUAAUCAUAUUCCUUGGGGAUGACUUAAAUCCUAGAGCAGGGAAAUCUUUCAGGCGAGACGCUAGGCCCUGUGUCCGGUUCACGGGACACGAUUCAGAUUCAGACCUCAUAAGACAGUACAUGCGAAAGUGGGCGUCAUCGCUCACAACUGAACAGGUUUCGGCACCUGACAUAUUCUGCCUCUUCGCUAUCUUGUCAAGACAAAUUGAUCGCCCCAGAUUCCCAAAGGAGAUCCCAGUCCGCCACCUGGGUGCCAUUUUUGAGGCGGUCCGGACUAUGCUCACAGCCCGCUGGUGGGAUCGAAUUUGGGUUGUUCAAGAAGCCGUCGUGGCUGAUCAUAUGAUCGUGAGAUAUGGCAAUGCUUCCAUGCCCUGGAAGACGCUCGCUACCGUGGCGAGUCUCUGCUACCAAGACGCUUCUUCAAAUUGGCCUGAUUCGGUCUCGCCAGAUGACAGAAAAGUCCUGCGACUUCUCUCCCGUGUGAGGGACCUGGACCACUUUCGGCAGACUUGGCGAGCCCAGUCACAGAAAUUAGAUCUCCUCGCAUUGCUCAGACAGUUCUGUAAUCGCACUUCAUCUGAUAGUCGUGACAAGAUAUUUGCACUCCUGGGUCUAUGCGACCAAUCACAGACUCUGAAUCCCGACUAUUCGUGGGAUGAAGUAACGGUGUACGUGAAAUAUCUCGUACAGAUGAUCCAACAGAAAGGUUCACUCUCCCCAUUGAACGGGGAUAUUGGACGCAAAAAAAGGCGAGACAUGCCAUCCUGGGUGCCCAAUUGGAACGCUACUUUCGAUGAAUCUGACCGUGGACGACUGGCUCUUUCGGAGCUGUACGACGCCUGUGGAGGGGUUGCUAGUAUCGUAUUGAUGCAUGAUGAUCAAAGAGGGUCAUUUGUUGAUUAUUUUGAUUAUCAUCCACCGGAAGGUUGGGAUCGCGGCAAAACCAGCUCACAAAUCGAAGAGGGCAUGGCGCGAUUAGUUGAGUCUCUAGAAAGCGAGAGUCAACCAGAAGCGUAUUUGCCGGAGAGUGUUGGACACUGGCUGUGGGACAAUGCGGGGAUCUUAAGACCUCUGGAUGGACCCGUCAGCAAAUGGGAGGCCUUGCUGCAAAAGCUGAUCUCGUUCUGUCAUCCACUGGGACAGAGACAACCCACGCGAUUUAUCAACCACAGCCUGCUGAUCGUUGAAAACAUAAACGUGGACGGUUGCACAAAUUGGUCUUUGCUAGCGAAAGGGCGAUUCCUUGGGACUGUAAUCAAAGUCUUCGAGCCCUUAUACUCUUGUAGCGACACAGAGGCAGUGCUAAAUGAAACGAAACGCUGGUUUGAGAUGAGCCUCUCUCUUAACAAAGAAUAUGAACCGUCAAAUCUUGCUGCUAUGUUUGCAGAAACUUUGCUAUCCAGUGCCAAACUAACCGAAAGCGGCCCUGAGAGACUGGGAGUACAAGACAAAGCUCUGUUGGUCUCCUGGCUUAGGCGCGCCUUAUGGAAAGAAGACUUCGCUCAACAAUUUUAUCAUCCGUCCCAGACCCUGCCUCAAGAUAUCGAAUUGCUUGAUCCCUUGGUUGCGGAGUCAUUUUCAGCUGCUAUGCGACUUUCUAUCACUAAACGGGCGUUUUUUAUUACGAACGACAGCAGAAUUGGUUUGGGGCCAAUAUCGAUUCGAGAAUCGGACGAGAUAUACAUCCUUCCUGGUGGGAAAAUGCCCUUUAUCCUCAAUAGAAGCCCUGGCCAUUCUAGACCCCCGACAUUUGAUCUGGUGGGUGAAUGCUAUCUUCAUGGAUGUAUGGAUGGGCAGAUGGGUUUGCCAAACGAGGGGGGGAUUCCAGACCAUCCUUACUUUUGGCCUUAUAGGCAAGAACCUCAUGUGCUUGCCUCCUAUGAGAUUCAAGGGGAGGGUGAGCCAGAUAUACGGUGGAUCUCUGUAUGGUAG